AUGCCAGCCCAGUGCUUCGGGCAUAGGGCCAGACGUGAGGAGGAGCACGACGAUCGGAAUCCGGAUCAACGAAUUGCGGCCGACGCCGCUUUGCCGGUUGGCAAAUUCACGUCCUUGGCGACCAUUUUGGCUUUGGAUGGUUUUCAGGCGCUGGUGGAUCUUUACUUCUAUUCGCGCUUGCUGUGGACCCUGUCUCCCGUCCUGUCGCGCCUUGCCGUGUUUGCCGCCACCUUCGGCACGCUCCUAACCCAGUGGCUGGGUCGAGAGUUGCCCGCAUUGUACUCUGCGGAGCGCGCCGCUGAUGGCAUGUUCAUCUAUGUGCUCACGCGGAUGCGGGAAAAUGCGGAAUCCAUUCUUUUCUUCGGCGGCGAAGGGCGCGAGGUCCAGCGGGCCGAGGGAGCCUUGCAGGAGCGGCAGGCGAGCGAGUGGAAGCGCCUGGCUGCCAAGGAUGUGGUGCAGCUGGUCCAGGAUCAAUAUCGACAGGCUUUGAGCCUGAGCCCCUCCUUGGUCUUGGUACAGGUCGCCGGUGUGGCACAGGAUGCGGCUCUUCUGAACCAGGCGAACGAGGCCUUUGACGCGGUGGUCAGGGCCCUGCUGCUGGUGGCCGACAAUUGCUCGGACUUCUCGCGGCUCAGCGCGGUGGCGCUGGAGCUGCACAGCUAUCACCUGGAGCAGCUGGAAGAUCCGGCGGAGACGUCGAGGAUUCGCAUCCAGGCCGUGGGGAAGCAGGAGCCGUGGCUGGAAGUGAAAGGCCUGACGCUGUGCCUGGCGGAUCGCACCUUGGUGAAGGAUUUGUGCUUCGAAGCUCCGGCGAGCGGGGGCUUGCUCAUCUCCGGGCCCAGCGGAGCGGGGAAGACCACGCUCCUGCGCGCCCUCGCGGGCUUGUGGCACAAAGGCACGGGGGAGAUCAAGCGUGAAAUGCGAGAAGGCCACGUCCUCUUCUUGCCGCAGAGGCCGUAUAUGAGCUUGGGCACCCUACGAGAGCAACUGCUGUAUCCAAACCCAAAGGUGGCAGCUGAUGAUGCCUAUCUACACGAGGCCCGGUUGGAAGGUGCUGCUGUCGGUGGGGCUGCAGGCGUGCUGCAGCGCCUGGCCGGCGACUUGGACGCGGUGCGGCGCUGGGACGAGCAGCUCAGCGUGGGGGAGCAGCAGCGCCUCAGCGUGGCGCGGCUUUUGGUGCAGCGCCCCAGCUACGCCUUGGUGGACGAG
Molecule: messenger RNA, 1209 nt
Organism: Effrenium voratum
Lineage: Eukaryota; Dinophyceae; Suessiales; Symbiodiniaceae
Source: the annotation of a GenBank genome assembly